UGGCGUUUGACAUUUAUGGUAUUUUGAUUUGAUUUUCAUUCUGCUCUUUAUUUAUAUUGAGGAAAAACUCUAAAACUUUAAAAUUAUAAUCAUGGGCCAUGGUGGUGACGACGACAAUCUUUUUCGCGCAUUCAUGCAUUCUCUAUAUUCUACUAUAGAUGCUCCAGUAACAUGGUUUAGAGAAAAAGUAGUUGAACCAAAUCAGAAGAAAUACCCGUGGUAUCAUCAGACCUUCCGUCGUGUUCCGACUAUUGACCAAUGUUACACUGACGAUGCCGUCUGCGACUUCGAAGCUAAUGCUCAAUUUAAACGUGAUAAAUUGGUUGAUUCGGAAAUAUUGAGCAUUCUCCGUCAACGCUAUGAAGACUGCAUGCUUUAUGAAUCACCUGAUCACUUGUCAAUGUGCAAACCAUUAUUGGAUAAAUACAAAGAUGCUGAAGAAGCCUGGUUUAUCAAAUAUGGUGACCUUGGAGCUUAUUCUGAUGCCAGGAAAGCAUACAUGAAGCAAAAACAUCGCAUGAUCUGGGAAAGGCGUCAUGGUCAUCUUUCUGAACAAACUAAGGAACAGUAAAUUGUUUCCCAAUAUUAUUGAUUUAAUAAAUAAGUAGAAAUAUGUAUUUGUCACUGCAAAAAAAUAAAUAGUAAAUGAACUAUUA
This is a messenger RNA of Amyelois transitella, 656 nucleotides long. It is a transcript of the gene ND-PDSW, whose product is annotated as NADH dehydrogenase [ubiquinone] 1 beta subcomplex subunit 10. The record is from RefSeq and is a predicted model, not a curated record. Bases 92 to 571 code for a protein of 159 amino acids. The transcript has 4 exons. NCBI's taxonomy places the organism in Eukaryota, Metazoa, Arthropoda, Insecta, Lepidoptera, Pyralidae.